This is a messenger RNA of Stylonychia lemnae, 186 nucleotides long. Lineage: Eukaryota; Ciliophora; Spirotrichea; Sporadotrichida; Oxytrichidae. The record is from the annotation of a GenBank genome assembly.
AUGGACUCGCUAGCUGAUGGUACAUUUGUCAAAAUAACUAGGCCUAACGUAUUAGCAAGUAUAUAAAUGGAACUGGGACAAAUAAAAGAGAGAUAGAAAGAAAAAAUACAAAAAUAAGACCUAAAUACAAUUCUCAUGUAAAAUCUCAAGUAAAUGAUUAAUAAGAAAGUAGAAAUUUAGUAUUGA